This is a messenger RNA of Adelges cooleyi (spruce gall adelgid), 3602 nucleotides long. RefSeq names its product scavenger receptor class B member 1 (gene emp). The coding region runs from base 472 to 2151 and encodes 559 amino acids. Gene Ontology annotation, molecular function: scavenger receptor activity. NCBI's taxonomy places the organism in Eukaryota, Metazoa, Arthropoda, Insecta, Hemiptera, Adelgidae. The record is from RefSeq and is a predicted model, not a curated record. The transcript has 10 exons. Gene Ontology annotation, cellular component: membrane; cytoplasm.
AAGUCAGUGCAUCGCGGUCAUCGUGCAUACGUCUCGUGUGUGCCGCGCGUCAGUCGUCUAAGUCAUAUAUGUUUUAGAUAAUACACCUAAUUAAUAUAUAUAUAUAAAUAUAUAUUUUUAUAUAACCUUUUUUAAAACAAAUUUUUUUAUAUUAUUAUUAAUAUAUAUAUUUUUUAUUAUUGUUAUUGUUUUUUUAAUACCGUACAGUAUUCGUUCGACGGCCAUCUCUCUCUCUCUCUCUCUCUCUCUUAAUCUACAACGCGGCGCACCGCUACUUAUAAAAAAAAAAAAAAAACCGCGUCUACACUACCUUUUUGAGUAUCGUUUUUUUUGAUUUGUAACUUUUUUUCAACAAAAAAAAAAAAACCACAAAAAAAUUGCGGCCGGCAAGUGCCGCACAACCCCUCUUUUCGGACAUCACUAACGCAACCCCCCGGAGAGCGGAAAGCAAGAACAACCCCCCGUUGAAAGAUGCACAACAAAAAGGGCAAGCUGUGCACCAAACUGACCAGCAGCUUCCUGAGGAAGUGGUGGGUGGUCAUCGUGGUCGCCUUGGGCCUGCUCAUCGCCGGAUUCUUAGUGCUGGGAUGUUUCACUUCGCUAGUCAACCUGGUCAUCGACGACCAAAUCACACUGAGGCCCGGCGGACAGACGUUUGAAAUGUGGCGGAAACCGCCCGUACACCCUGUGAUCAAAGUGUACAUAUACAACGUCACAAACGCCGACGAAUUCUUAAACGUCGGUCCAGACGGUAAACGGGAAAAGCCAGUGCUCGACGAACUCGGCCCGUUCGUCUACGUAGAGACGUGGGAAAAGGUCAACUUGACGUUUCACCCCAACGGCACGUUGACGUACAACCAACGCAAGACGUAUGUGUUCGACCCCGAUCAGAGCGCCGGUUCCGAAGACGAUAUGGUCGUCGUACCCAACAUCCCCAUGUUGAGCGCCACGUCGCAGAGUAAACACGCGGCCAGGUUUUUGAGGUUAGCCAUGGCCAGCAUCAUGGACAUAUUGAAAGUGAAACCUUUCGUCGAAGUCUCUGUCGGACAGCUGCUGUGGGGAUACGAGGAUCCGCUGUUGAAGCUCGCCAAAGACGUCGUGCCCAAGGAACAAAAGCUGCCGUACGAAGAGUUCGGUCUGCUCUACGGGAAAAACGGCACGUCCAAGGACAACGUGACCGUGUUUACCGGAGCCACGGACAUCAGUCUUUUCGCGUCUCUGGACAAAUUCAACGGGCGCACUCACCUGCAGCACUGGACGACCGACGCGUGCAACCGCAUGUCCGGAGGCAGCGAUGGGUCUCUGUUUCCGCCGCACAUCACAAUGAACACCACCCUGCACGUUUUCGACAAGGACAUGUGCCGCAAACUUCCGUUGGUUUUUAAGAAACAAGUGGAAACCAAUGGACAAGUGAUGGGCUACCGAUUCGGUCCCAGUGAACAGGCUUUCGCCGAUCCGGACAAGAACCCCGAAAACGAGUGCUACUGUCCCUCAGCGAGUACUUCAUCCGGCAACAGCUCCACCACACCUUCGUCCACCCCGAAAUCUAUAGCCGGACAGUGUGCGCCUCACGGCACGUUCAACGUCAGUCUUUGCCAAUACGACUCGCCAGUUUUGUUGUCGUUCCCGCAUUUCUACAUGGGCGAAGAUCGUCUGAGAACGGCCGUCGAAGGUCUCAGCCCUCCGGACCCGGAUCUCCAUCAAUUCUGGAUUGACAUCCAACCGGAAAUGGGAGUGGCGUUGAGAGCCAAGGCUAGGGUGCAGAUCAACUUGGCCGUCAGUCAAGUGUUGGACAUCAAACAAGUGGCCACGUUCCCCGACAUCGUGUUCCCAAUCAUGUGGUUCGAAGAGGGUAUCGACGGUCUGCCCACCGAAGUGACCGACCUGCUCCGGCUGGCCACACAAACGCCGCCGGUCGCCAAAGCCGCCCUGCAGUACGCCCUCUUCUCCGCCGGUGCCAUACUUCUGGUGUUGGCCAGCAUUUGUCUGGUAAGGAAUUCCAGCAGACAGGAGAAGAUGUCCCUGGAAGGCACCGCCCAUUACGCCGUGGGCGAAAAGGCUGCGGCCAAGAAGAAGUCCAUCUCGGCCGCAAACGGAUCUUCGGCCAACGGCGGCAAGCAGAACCCCGCCUUUGUCGGUGGCGAUUCGUAGUAGAACAACACCUCCCCCUUGAAAAAUGAAAACAAACCUGAUCAUAAUAUAUAUUAUAUCGUAAUUAAAUAUUAUGCUGACACAUCUCUCCCUUGUACCGAUAUAUUAUCGUGUACGCGAUAUUAUUAUUAUUAUAGUUUUAACUCUACAACCUGGUGACUAUGAAUAAUACAAUAUUAUUGACACAUAAUAUUCACACGAGAACAAGAACAAUAAGCUCAUAUUAUAUAAUUUUUUUUUUGUUUUUAUGUACACUUUACUUUGACGAUAAUCAUUUUUUUCCCCCUUAUAAUAAUUGUUGCGUUGUAUGUAUUAUUAGUAUUAUUAUUAUUAUUAAACACUCGUUGUAAAACAAUAUACGUUUUGGUGCAGGUAUAACAGGCUACCCCCCUUUCCCACACUAGGCGACUAAAAAAAAAAAACAAUUAAUACAGCAAUAUAAUUAUUUUAUUUUGUAUAUUACGUUUUGCUCAUUAUCGUUUAAUAUAUAUAUAUAUAUAUUUAUAUAUAUUUUUUAAUUAUUCGUUAUUACUUUUUAUUAUUAUAUUGUAAUUGUGUUUGUACAUAAAAAAUUUAUAUUAGUAUUAUUAUUAUUAGUAGGUAAAAAAUAGUAAUAAUAAUAGUAAAAAAAAAAAAAUCCGUCUUCCCCGCUACUUAUUUACGCCGACCCGAGCGUGUUAAAUUAUUUUAUUAUUAUUAUUAUUAUUUUCGUUUUAAGUAUUUUAAAUGAAUAUAUAUAUAUAUAUAUAUAUAUUUAAGUGUGUACCGCUCCGCAGAAAUCAUAUAAUCAAACAUAAGUUGUAUUCUUUAGUAGGUUUUUUUUUUUUAAUUAUUGUAAUUAGCAUUAUCUAUUAUUAUUAUUAUUAAUUAUGUUAUUAUGAGUACAUAUUUUAUUUGUGUGUGUGUGUGUAUUUGUGUGAGAUAGCAAGCGUGUGUUAAAUGUGUGUACAAAAUAUAAAACAAAAUUAAAAAAUUAAAAAAGCUUUCUUUUUUUUAGAUUGUAACACCUAAUUUUAAUAAAGGGUUUAUAAUUCGGAUAGAGAGCUAAAUUGAUCUAAUAAUACAAAUCCCUAACAGAUUCGACAGAUUUAACUGGAGACCAUUUUCUAUGAAAACAACAUUUUAUUAUGAAAAUUAAAAAUUUGGCUAAAUUUGUAUAAUAUGCUCUCACUAGUUGUUUUUUUUUUCAAAAACUAAGCGUUUCACUAAGAUCAAUACCGACUGACCACAUAAAACAAAAGUGAACGUUGACAACAAGUGCAGUUUAGCUCUCAAACGAUUUUUUUUUCUUUAAAUUUAUGUAAUUUUUUUAUGUUGAAGAGACGAUAGUUAAGUGAAAUUUAGUCGGACUCGUUAUCGAAGUCAAGAACAGAAAGUUUAUGUACUUCAUGUAUUGUGAAAAUGAAAUCACAAAUAUACAUUUUAUGUUUUGGUUUUAACGCUUUCAUAAA